UGGCAGUACUAGCAAGCAUCAGCCCUCUCCGUGACCCCCGCCUCGACGCUGGCUUUCUCUUCCCAUUCAUGGCUCGGUACCCUCUCCACUUCCACUGACCCUAUCUCUUCUCCUCCGGCAAACAGAGCAGCUCCAAAUAUGCUAUCUUCUUCACAUACUGCUACUACUGCUACAUGGAAGAUUGUUAUCUCUCCUAAUAAGAAGAGCAUCCCUGGAGAGCUGAUCGCCCCGAGGUCUGCCAAGCCGAAAGCACCACCUCCUUUAGAAAGGCCAAAAGCUCCACCUUUGCCUCCACCUCCAGUUACUACUACUAGCUCUCCCCCUCUUAAUCCUGUACAAAAGCUUAUAGCUUCUGCCCUCGAUGCAGUAGAGAGCAAUUUCGUCGUAGAAUUGGAGAAGAAGCGCCCCCUCCCGAGGUCUGCUGACCCCGCCGUCCAAAUCUCCGGCAAUUUCGCUCCCGUGCCGGAAUCGCCACCUCGGUACGGGCUUGAAGUGGUCGGCCGUAUCCCUUCGGAGCUUUAUGGUGUCUACCUCCGCAAUGGGGCCAACCCGAUGUUCCCGCCUUCCGGCGGGCACCACCUUUUCGACGGCGAUGGCAUGAUUCAUGCAGUCACCCUUUCGGGUCCCGACAAGGCCUCGUAUGCCUGCCGGUUCACCCGCACGAACCGGCUCUCUCAAGAGGAGGCUCUCGGGCGCGCCGUCUUUCCCAAGGCCAUCGGCGAGCUCCACGGCCACUCGGGGAUCGGACGGCUUCUGUUAUUCUACCUCCGAGCAGCCGCCGGGAUCGUGGACCCCAGCCGGGGUACCGGCGUGGCUAACGCCGGGCUGGUGUACUUUAACGGCCGCCUCCUCGCCAUGUCCGAGGACGACAUGCCGUACCACGUACGCAUCACCCCCGGCGGCGACCUCGAGACCGUCGGUCAGUUCGACUUCGCCGGCCAGCUCGAUUCAUCGAUGAUCGCCCACCCGAAGAUCGACCCGGCGACCAGCGAGCUCUUCGCCCUCAGCUACAACAUCAUCCGCAAGCCCUUCCUCAAGUACUUCUGGGUGGACCCUGUCACCGGUGCAAAGUCGCACGACGUCGCCAUCACCCUCCGACAGCGGACUAUGAUCCACGACUUCGCGAUCACGGAGAACUACGCCGUAAUUCCCGACCAGCAGGUCGUGUUCGAGCUAUCCCGGAUGCUGCACGGGGAAUCGCCGGUCCGGUGCGACCACCGGAAGACACCGAGGUUCGGCGUCCUGCCCAAGUACGACACGGAUGAGUCGAACAUCCAGUGGAUCGACGUGCCCGACUGCUUCUGCUUCCACUUAUGGAACGCAUGGGAAGAGCAAUCCAGCGACGGCAAACGGACGGUGGUGAUCGUCGGAUCAUGUAUGUCGCCGCCGGACACGAUUUUCUCGGACCGGGAGGAGCCCAUGCGGAGCGUGCUAUCGGAGAUCCGGCUGAACCUGGGGACCGGGAGGUCGAGCCGGAGGGAGAUCGCGGUCGGUGUGAACCUGGAGGCGGGCCAGGUGAACCGGAACCGGCUCGGGAGGAGAACCCGGUUUGCUUACCUGGCGAUAGCGGAGCCGUGGCCAAGGUGCUGCGGGGUGGCCAAGGUGGACCUGGAAACCGGGGAGGUGAGGCGCUUCGAGUAUGGGGAGGGUCGGUUCGGGGGCGAGCCGACGUUCGUGCCGGUCCGGUCGAGGGGCGGGCAGGAGGAGGAGGACGAAGGGUACGUGGUGGGGUUCGUGCGGGACGAGGGGAAGGAGGAGUCGGAGCUGGUGAUCGUAAACGGGAAGAAUAUGGAGCAGGAGGCGGCGGUGAGAUUACCGUCGAGGGUGCCGUACGGUUUCCACGGCACGUUCGUGAGGUCGACGGAGCUCCUCCGGCAGCGAGAGGCCUCGUGAUUACGUGCGAAAGGGUGGUAAGCCGGUUCGUGUGACAUAGGAAUAAGCCGGUUUUUUUUAGUCUCUAUUAUGGGAUCGUGGAUAAGAAUGGUUGAAGGAGACAAUGUGGACCCGGGACAGUGUCAGUCCGUUUUGUGUCUGGGUUUGGGUACUACGUACGUUUUGCUGCACGUGGUUGCUUAUGUUUUUUUUUGGUUUGUUUUAUAAGACAUGUAGUAGUUCAUUAAUGUUGUUUUGGCUA
Messenger RNA from Elaeis guineensis (African oil palm), 2134 nucleotides. RefSeq names its product 9-cis-epoxycarotenoid dioxygenase NCED6, chloroplastic. Gene Ontology annotation, cellular component: chloroplast stroma. Gene Ontology annotation, molecular function: carotenoid dioxygenase activity. Gene Ontology annotation, biological process: carotene catabolic process. NCBI's taxonomy places the organism in Eukaryota, Viridiplantae, Streptophyta, Magnoliopsida, Arecales, Arecaceae. The record is from RefSeq and is a predicted model, not a curated record.